Molecule: messenger RNA, 2239 nt
Organism: Perca flavescens (yellow perch)
Lineage: Eukaryota; Metazoa; Chordata; Actinopteri; Perciformes; Percidae
Gene: cldn19
Product: claudin 19
Exons: 5
Coding region: 625-1293 (222 amino acids)
Cellular component (GO): bicellular tight junction; membrane
Molecular function (GO): structural molecule activity
Source: RefSeq, a predicted model, not a curated record
GAGCCACUUGAGCCUGGAGCAGAUGGAGAGAUCGUAGUGGGGGGAAAGUAAGUAAGCACAGAGAGAGAGAGAGAGAGAGAGAGAGAGAGAGAGAGAGAGAGAGAGAGAGAGAGAAUUGGAAGAAGCCAUGCAGAGAGUGAGGCAGCCCAGCGACGAUGCUUGAUGAACUGAACCACUGACCACCAGAAAGGCUAUCUUUACACUUCGACAGAGCCCCAGAGAGAUCCAGGAAUCAGAUAGGACAGACCUGAGGGGAGACAUCAACUCAUCGUUUCCAACUGACGGGCUAAAACCCAGAGCAGGACGAGGAGAGCUCAAGAAAAAAAAAGAAAAAAGAAAGAGUUAGAGACAAGGAGAAAGAGGCGAGUUCUAGACAAGGAGAAAGAGGCGAGUUCUACCGAUGAGAGUUGAAGCACAGAGGCAGAAGGAGAUGCUCAGAGGGACCAGAUAGAGAAGAGAAAAGUGAAACAAAAGGUAACAGGAUUGCUACAGGUGUGUCCACACGGACCGCUCAAAGGAAAGGGCGACAACACCAGAGUCCCCCAGCACAAAACGCUGCCGCAAGUGAAACAGGGAGUGAAAGAGCGAGAGCAGACACAAGUAGAGGGACAGAGCUAGAUCAGGAUGGCCAACUCAGGUCUCCAGUUGUUGGGUUAUUUCCUGGCGUUGGGCGGCUGGAUCGGCAUCAUCUCCACCACUGCUUUGCCCCAGUGGAAGCAGUCGUCGUACGCCGGCGAUGCCAUCAUCACGGCCGUGGGUCUGUACGAGGGGCUGUGGAUGAGCUGCGCCUCGCAGAGUACGGGACAGGUGCAGUGCAAGAUCUUCGACUCCAUGCUCUCGCUGGACAUCCACAUCCAGACAUGUCGGGCCCUUAUGGUAGUGUCAGUACUGCUGGGCUUUAUCGGCAUCAUCGUCAGCGUGGUGGGCAUGAAGUGCACUAAGGUGGGAGAUAACAACCCAGUCAGCAAAACCCGCAUCGCUGUCACCGGAGGAGCUCUGUUCCUGCUCGCAGGUCUAUGUACACUGGUGUCUGUGUCCUGGUAUGCCACUCAGGUGUCCUAUCAGUUCUUCAACCCAAAUACACCACCCAACGCCAGGUAUGAGUUUGGCUCGGCCCUGUUUGUGGGCUGGGCGGCGGCCAGUCUGACGGUUCUGGGCGGGUCCUUGCUGUGCUGCUCCUGCUCUAAAGAAGACGUGCGAGGGCAGCAAUAUUACCGCCAAUCACAGCCUUCCACAGCCAGGGAACCAAAUGUUAAAAGUACCCCACCAGAGAAAAGGGAGCAGUACUUGUAGAUUGGGAGAGUCUUCUGGCCUUACCAUGGUUUAGAUUCAGUCAACAGACAAAACUCUCUCACUGAGGAACUCAAAACAAACAGACAGCAUUAAAGAAAGAAUUUAUGAACAGCAACCUUUCAAGCAUAUUGCAGCAACAUAAAUUAGAGUCUCUGUUGAAGUAAAAUGAAUGGUUUACGAAGGUUUUAUGAAGAAGUUGCUUCAGAGGGAUUGAGAAAGAUGACAUCCAUGUCUUGUCUGUUUUGUUGACUUUGGGAGAGACAUUCAGGGUAUGUUUUCUAUAACAUGUUAAAAUGCCCGUGUGUAUAUACCACCUACUUUAUUCUUUUUUUUCCUUUUUUUUUAUUUUUUUACUACAUAUAUAAUGUUUUACUACAGUGCCUUAUAACACGUGUUUGUGCACAUGCAUGUUUUUGACUUCAUGGAUUCUUUAUUGUGUCCCAUCCCAUCUGAGGCUUGUGUGUCCGUACGUGUAGUUCCUCUGCCAGCAGUUAUGUGUGCCUUAUUUUCUAUUGUUGGAUUUCUGAAAAUGAAUGUGAAGCUACUCUACAGUACCACUUGUAAAAACAACAAAGACAUACAUACGAUAGAUCUUCAGCAUUGUGCCUUCUGCCACUGUCCUUAAUAAGCUGUGUGCCUGUUUCCAAGUAGCCUGGAUUGAGGAUAUACCCAGUACAUUCACCAUUUUGUUUCAAGUGCCAAUAUGAUUUUGUGUGAAUGACAGAGUCAUUGUGUUAUUGACUUUAAAGGACGUACUGUGCUGUGUGUUGUCUCCUGUAGCCUACUAAGGAACGCCAGUUUUGCUGAGUGUUCAAAUGCCCCUCUGAUGUCUGCAUUUAUUUACCAUGCCAUUCCUUUCUCUAAUAUUUACCUCCUCAAUGUUGUGUACCAUCUCAUUUACAGUAUACCCCUGUCUGUUUCUUUUAGAAUAAAGUAAACAGAGACA